AAGUAAAAUGGCUUGCGGACUCGCACUGAAAAGACCUCUGCAACACGAGUAUGAAUCUUUUUUAACUGAUGAGACAUACAACGGAGAAGCAAAGCGAGCCAGAACGCAAUGCCCUCCUUUCCGUGCUCAAAUGGGAACUAUUGCCGCUACACUGCCGUCAACCAGCACAUUUGCUCAGAAGUUCAAAGAACAGGAGGAAAGCGUCUUCCAAGCAGCUACACUUAUGACUCGUUUGUCUCGAAAUCAGCUCAAAACAUAUCUCAGUUCGGAAGUGAAAAACCUGCGCAAGCGAAAAGCCAUUCCACGCAGCAAUGACUUUGAUGAUGAUGGAGAUCAAAGAGGAGACGGAUGCAGCUCAAACUACUCAAAAGCUUACAGAGCUCCUUCUUCUCCCAAGUCUGGAUCGGAUUCCGAGGGUGAAGCACCAUCAACAUCUGUGACUGAUCGUUCCAGCGCCAAGAGGGAAUUUACAAUGGCAAAUGUUCAAAUGAUAUGCGAACGUCUGCUCAAACAACAAGAAAUCCGUCUGAGAAAUGAGUUCGAAAUGGUUCUGACUAAGAAGCUUGAUGAGCAACACCAGCAAUACGUCCAAUUUGCUGCCGAGCAGCUGAACUCCAAAUGUGUGAGCACUGGGGAUGACUAUUCCUAUUCGUACCUCUCCUAAAUCAAUCAUGGUCGGCCGAUAAAACAGCAAAACAUCCGUUCAUAAUCCCAAUUUGCUUUUUUCUCAACAUUUCAACAAAAAUUUCUAAAACUAAAUGAAGUUGAAACUACUUGCUUUUUGAAGUCUUUUCUACUUUCUUUUUUUCGUAUAAUUUGAACUUUUAAUCGUCAUUCUCCCCCUCCCCUCCACAGUUUCUUGAUCACUGGUAUGUUUCAAAGUUAAAUGCGGUUUUUCUGAUGGUUUUCUCCCUCAUUUUUCCGCUUCCCUCCACUCCCAUCGCCUUUGACCUUUUCUUUUACCUCUCAAUAGGCAUUGACUGUACGAGGUUUUUAUUAUGAAAUUAAAAAGAGAUUAGAUUUUCGUAGCUUCCUUUACACAUUACAGCUUCUUUUUGGCCUUUUUUUGUGCUCGCACCCACCCUUUCAUUGUGAAUGUGAUAUUAUUUGUGAGCAUUUCCACCUUCCAAUCUAAAAUUGACCCUGCUCACUUCCCACCAAUCUCCUCUCCCCUAAUCGAUAAUUUUCGUUGUGUGACCAUCUAUUUUAUUAUUCCCCCUUUUUCUGCCACUAUGUUUCAUUAUCUCCCAUUGCUACUUUUUCGCUUUCCAUCGUUUUAAAUAAAGAGUGCUUCGAAGAA
Messenger RNA from Caenorhabditis elegans, 1300 nucleotides. RefSeq names its product Akirin (gene akir-1). The transcript is spliced from 4 exons. Gene Ontology annotation, cellular component: nucleus. The record is from RefSeq and is marked reviewed. NCBI's taxonomy places the organism in Eukaryota, Metazoa, Nematoda, Chromadorea, Rhabditida, Rhabditidae. Bases 8 to 664 code for a protein of 218 amino acids.